AUGGUCAGAGACAAAGUUAGAGAAGAUAUUUCUCGGAUUGAGAGGCAAUUAAGCACACUUUCUGAAUCUUUCAUCACCUUCCAAACCAAUGUCCUAGAAAGCAUCCAACAAUUGGUUAGUAAAUUGGAGGUUUCUUCUGGCCAGAUACCAGUUAGCUCUUCAGCGCAGACUGUAAAUGUUUCCAAUGUCGCUAGAGAUGGCCAACAUCCAGACAUCAGGCGCACUUCACUACACCAUGUAGGUAUUCAUACUGAAUCCGCCGAAAAUGAUAUUAUCAACGACACUAUCCGAUUCGCAAACCAAACAACAUCAUUGACUGUCGAUGUCCUAAAUGGAGCACAAGAGAUUCAGUCAUCUAUACACACUGAAUAUCAGACAUUGCGUGGGGGCGCUCAGAAAUCUGGAGCUGAAGAUAUGAAUCUUGACCAUGAGUUACUAUUCCCAAAACCAACCUUCUCCCUAGGGCUAACUCAGGCGGAACGUCCACACUGGAAAGAGACUGUCACCGAAGGGGCCAGCAUGUGUGAAAACGAUGUUGAUCAUAGUCAGAGCUCACCAGAUACGAAUCUUGACCAUGAGUUACCAUUCCCAAAACCAACCUUCUCCCUAGGGCUAACUCAUGAGGAAUGCCCGCACCCGAAGGAGGCUGUCACUGAAGGGGAAACUAUGUUGGCAAAGAAAUUUGCGAACAGGAGGAUCAGCUGGGUGCCUGCCGGAAAAAUACCGUCUAACAAACUUUCUUGGCCGUCCUCGUUUAGUACAAUACGCAUUGGCCAAUCAACGCUAGAGAGCAAUGACCUAUAUGAGCUUGUUCAAAGAUCAUCUCCCUUGCAACCAAAGGUGGUUGAUGUUCUCAUUGGCCAUAUUAGUUCACAGUUUACGCUAAACUCACCCCCAAACCAGUCCAACCACUCUGUGUUCAUGGACACUCAGUUUGUUUCCCAGCUCUUAAAACUGUUUACCAAGUUUUCUAAGACGUCCAAGAAAGAGUCCUUCUGGUUUCCCAGCAAUAUACUUGAGCGAGUUCGAAUUUAUCCCGAUGCUGAGCGUUACUAUCUUCCCUUCAAUCUCGACAAAAAACACUGGGUUAGUGUUUGCGUUGAUUGCACAAGAUGGUCAAUUGUUGUGAUGGACUGCAACAUAGCACUCAGGACUGACAGCAUGAUGGUGAAAGAGGUUACUCCCAUUGCUCAGAUGUUUCCAUACCUUCUGAAACAAGGGGGUAAAGAGCUUUUGCACAAAGAUGCUAGAGCAUUUUCCAUUGAGAGACCUCGUAGCAUUCCGCAAAAUACUUUUCAUGCUGACUCUGCUGUGUCAGCCCUUCUUCUCGUGCAAGCUCACGCCGUCGCAGGUGUCGGCGUCUGCAAAUGCAUUACCCCUGAUAAAAUUGGUAGUGAAGUUGAGUAG
Brassica napus (rape) is the source of this 1407-nucleotide messenger RNA. RefSeq lists its product as uncharacterized. Gene Ontology annotation, molecular function: cysteine-type peptidase activity. The transcript is spliced from 6 exons. NCBI's taxonomy places the organism in Eukaryota, Viridiplantae, Streptophyta, Magnoliopsida, Brassicales, Brassicaceae. The record is from RefSeq and is a predicted model, not a curated record. Gene Ontology annotation, biological process: proteolysis. Bases 1 to 1407 code for a protein of 468 amino acids.